Saccoglossus kowalevskii is the source of this 1960-nucleotide messenger RNA. Its product is annotated as fibroblast growth factor receptor 2-like. The record is from RefSeq and is a predicted model, not a curated record. Gene Ontology annotation, biological process: protein phosphorylation; multicellular organism development; cell surface receptor protein tyrosine kinase signaling pathway. Gene Ontology annotation, molecular function: ATP binding; transmembrane receptor protein tyrosine kinase activity; protein binding. Gene Ontology annotation, cellular component: plasma membrane; signaling receptor complex. NCBI's taxonomy places the organism in Eukaryota, Metazoa, Hemichordata, Enteropneusta, Harrimaniidae.
AUGACGAGCUUGCUGUUUGCUUCGAAGUACGAUUGUAGUCUGCUACAAGUUAAUAUUCCUGGACCAGUCUGUUGUAUUGGUAUUGUUUUCACGGUUGCCAUACCUUCUAAUCCUAUGAUAUCUGAUGCCAGAUCAGACCAUACUACUGGUGCUACUGUUAUUGUUACAUCUGGUAAUUCAUAUACGUUUACAUGUACUGCUGGUGAAUCUAGACCUGAACCAACUAUAACAUGGUAUUUAGGAAGUACUGAAAAGACUGCAAAUCAACCUACUAUAAUACGAAAUGGGAAGCUGUCAACAGUAGUAAGGCUAAUGACAUUUACUCCUCAGUGGACUGAUCAUGAUGAGCAAUUACAAUGUAGAGCUGACAAUGACGUCACACCUCAAUAUAAACACACGCAUAUUAUGCUUGAUGUUUAUGUGGGUCCUACAAAACCUACAAUAAGUGGAUCCAAUAUCAUAACAGCUGGUACAAGUGUUACAUUUACAUGUUCUACUACAUCAAGACCAGAAUCUACAUUGACAUGGUACAUCAAUAAUAGACCACAGUCAACAAACAACAAUACACCACAGAACAGCAAUGGGUUGAUAAUUACCAGUAGUGAUCUGAUGUUUACACCUAAUUUGGACAACCACGAUGGAAAGAAAUUGAAAUGUAAAGCUGACAAUGAAGCAGAUACAUCAGCAAAAGAAAGAGAAAUAACAUUGGAAGUACAAGUGAUCCCAUUCAACAUAGAAAUAUCAUCAGCCUCCACUGGUAAACUUAUUGUAUACAAUAAUAUAGAGUCCACAAUCACAUGUACAUCUAUUGGUGGUAAACCAGCAGCUACUAUACAAUGGUAUAUCAAUAACAGUCCCACUACACAUGAUAAUGUACAGACACCAGACAACCAGCAAGAUAAUAGAUUAAAAGACACCAUAAGUACACUUGUAUUGACACCAACUUACACAGAACAUCACAACAAAACAUUAAAAUGUGAAGCAACAAAUGAUGCAAUAGACAGAGAUCAACCAAUCAAUGAAGAGGUCGUAUUAGAUGUGUGGAUUUCCCCAAACAAAGUGAACAUUGAUGGUUAUUCUACAGAUGACAAUGUAACCAUGGCAGCAGGUGUAGAAUAUCAACUAGAUUGUACUGCUAGUAAAGCACAUCCACCUGCUAGUAUAGAGUGGUAUAAGGACGAUGUUGAUAUUACAACUGGUAGCAAUAGCAGAAUAUUAUGGGAUAGUGAUGGUAAAAAGGACACAAUAAGUAAAUUAUCAAUUACACCAAUAAAAGAAGAUUUUGGAAAAAGAAUCAGAUGUGAAAGUAAACAUGAUGCACAGUCUAUAACACAACAUACAUUUGUUAAUAUGAUUGUACAGUAUUCUGCUGUAAUUUUCAAUGACACAUUGGAUGAAAGUUCAGCAGAUCAAGGUCAGAAUGCUACCAUUAUGUGUACAUCUAUGGGAUAUCCAAUACCAGAUAUAAAGUGGUACACAUGGACUUACGGUAGUAAAGUGGAACUUAUGAGUGAUACGACCAGAGUUGUGAUAAUACAUGAACCAUAUGGAGUUACUAAAACGAUACAAAGUACACUGUAUAUACAGAACGUGAUACCUGAAGUAGACUAUGGUGUAUAUACAUGUCAUGCUAGUAAUAUUAUUGGUAGUGAUAACUACAAUAUUACACUAGCCGGGAGAAGAGAACCAGGGCCACCCACCAAUGUGAGAACAACGGGUAUAUCUUGGGACUCUGUCAAUAUUACAUGGGAUAUGGGAUAUAACGGUGGAUCAUCACAAUGGUUUUAUGUGUCAUACAGACAGAUAAAAAUCAAUGAUUUCAUCAGAUCAAAUAAAGUUGAAAUGCCACCUUAUCACAUCGAUGGCUUGAAUUCAUCUACUGAAUAUGAAAUAUAUGUAACAGCUGAGAAUGUGAUAGCCUGGAGUAAACCAAGUAAGACUAUCAUAUUUAAAACUACAG